Molecule: messenger RNA, 1554 nt
Organism: Schistosoma turkestanicum
Lineage: Eukaryota; Metazoa; Platyhelminthes; Trematoda; Strigeidida; Schistosomatidae
Source: the annotation of a GenBank genome assembly
AUGUUAUUAACAGAAUUCCAAGUGAAUACAUUGAAAAUUAUUCAUCCAUUAUAUCAAACCAAUAAUCAUCCUAAUAGUAAUAUUAAUAAUAAUCACAAUUACAAUCUCAAUAAUCAUCAACAUCAUCGUGAUUCCACGUUUCCAUUAAAUCAAUAUUUCCACUCGUACACUAUUGCUUAUAAAAUAUUCAUUUGUAUGAAAGGUAUUGUGUUUAUUCUCAUUAUUACAUCAGCGCUAUUCGGCAAUGCAUUGAUUUUCUUAGCUUUCUUUCGUUUUAAACGACUACGACAUGUACGUACCAAUAUAUUUCUAUUGUCUUUAGCUGUAGCGGAUUUCACUGUCGCCCUAUUAGUCAUGCCAUUCAAUGCAAUUAUGUCAUUGUUAAAUUAUCAAUGGUUAUUUGGUAAGCUAGUUUGUGAUUUAUAUAAUGCCACGGAUGUUCUAUUCAGUACAUCAAGUAUACUACAUUUAUGUUGUAUAUCAAUGGAUCGUUACAUUGCCAUUAUACACCCAUUGAAUUAUGAAAAUAAAAUGUCGAAACAACGUAUCCUAGCGUUGUUAGGUAUCACUUGGACUCUCUCAUUCCUGAUAUCGUAUAUGCCAAUAUUAAUUGGAUUGCAUAAACCUUUACAGCAGCCACAGCAGCCACAGCCUCAGCAGCAACCACAAAAACCACAUGGAAUCUAUUUCAAUCAUAAAAACCAGUCGACGCAUGGUGUGAUGCAAUCCGAUGACAGUUUGAAUGUGUGCGAUUUCGAUGUGAAUCCGUAUUAUGCAAUCAUCUCGUCGUGUGUAUCAUUUUGGGUACCAUCAGUGAUUAUGAUCAUUGUGUAUAUACGGAUAUUUAUUGAAGCUAGAAAACAAGAGCGAAAAAUUGCUCAGUUGCAUACUCCACAACCACAAGUCAACAAUACUACUAUUAUUCAACAAAUCAGUAGUGAUAGUAAUAACAAUAAUCAAACUAAUAAUAACAACAGUAAAUCGAAUUCAUUCAAUCUAAGUAUCCCUGAUCCAAUCACACUUGAUCAACCUAUCAAUCCAUUACAACUGAAAGAGAAUACAUCGAAUUUUCAUUUUACUACUACUGAUGAACGAUUAAGUUCUCGUGUGAAGUUACAUAGUGAAAGUAAAGCAGCUAGAACAUUGGGCAUAGUGAUGGGUGCAUUCCUCCUAUGUUGGUUACCAUUUUUCCUUUGGUACACUAUCAUCAAUGUUUGCAGUAAUCAUUGUCAAUAUCCAAAUGAACUGAAAGAAAUUCUUUAUUGGAUUGGUUAUUUUAAUUCAUCAAUAAAUCCAAUUAUUUAUGCAUUUUAUAAUCGAACAUUUCGUCAAGCGUUUAUUAAAAUUAUUGAAUUUCAAAAGAGAACCACAUCCCUAGAUGAAAUACAACAAUGUUGGGAUAGUUGUAGAUCACCAAUAUCAAGACGAUAUAAAUUUGAUCCUUUGAAUGAAAUAAUCAAUAAGGGGGUUACAAAAGAACAUCAAAAAUCUCUGAAUGAUCAUAUCACUCAGUUAAUUGACAAAAAAAGUGAGAUUCAUGAUGGAAGUACGUAA